UAUUACUGUCCAUGCAUCUAAAUGGGCAGGACAGGUGUAUCGUGCAUAAUUGCGCCAUGAGUUAUAUGGAAAUAAGACGAGUGAUGCGCGUAAUUCACGAUAACAUCGGUCAUUACAACGUGAACGGCGCUCUCAUGUUAUAACGGGAACACGCAUGUGGAAAGCGUGGAUUUAAGGAGAAAUGAUGACGAUGAGUCAAGAAUAUUAAAUGUUUUAAAUCUUUUCUUUUUUCUCGUGGAGUAUUUUAUGUGUCCAAGAACGAAGCACCGCUUAAGAUAAUUGUGCUUAACACAAGCAGAUUUUAGUUUGAGAUGUUGCUUUGCUUUCAUUGAAGAUUUAGGUGGCGAAAGAAUUUGCAGAUACUCAUAUGCAUGAAAAGGACAUGAUCAAUUUUUAGUGCAAAAAAUUGUUUGGAAAAAAAAAUGAUUGCUCCCAUUGUGAUUGGAGCUGUACUAUUAAUCCUCUGUGUAUUUUGCAACGGAAUCGUCAUCAGGUCCUUUUUUACAGAGAAAUAUAUUCGUAGUCAUGCCAACAUGUACGUAAUAAGUCUAUCAUGCGCAGAUCUUGGGUGUGGCAUUGUUGGAAUUUCUCUGUUUCUUGUAUCUUCAUUCGAAAACUUCACAGAGUACAUUCUAAUAAUUCAGAUAUCAUUUGAUAUCUUCUGGGGUUCGGCUUCUAUAUUUAACUGUGUAGUGUUAAGCAUCGAGAGAGCCCUUAAAGUCAACUUUCCAUACUGGUAUGCAAACAACAUGACAUCCUUAAAGAUAAAAGUUUCUAUCUUUUUUGUGUGGUUUGCGGCUCUCAUCGUAGCAAGUUUAUCUUUUGCAAGAAAGGAGCGAAAAGCACCUGUGUACUUGACCUUCUUGUUCAUAGUCGCUUUUGUUAUUCCAGUUUACACGAUAUUCACUUCGUACUUGACUAUAUUUUAUGUUGCGCGAAAACAUGUACGAAACAUACGAAGUCAAAAUCAUGGAGGUAAUAAAGAGUUAAGAAAUUUGCGCUGGUUGGAGGUAAAAGUUGCUUGGAAAACAAGCAUUUUUACUGCAGUACACAUAUUAUGCUGGACACCGCAAUUCGUUACUGUAAUAUUGACAAUCCUAUCACGUGACAAUCCAUUGCCUCUUAUGUACAGCUCAGUAAUAUUAAAGUACAUCAACGCAGCUAUAAACCCGUUUAUUUACGCUUUAUUUAAUCCCUCGUUCAGGAAAGCAAUUAUCAAGUUAUUUCAAAAAAGACAACUGAUGACAUCGCAAAGAAGCUAUCAAAGAAAUGGUAACCUUACUCUAAACACAGCUUUUCCUAGUCCUACCGUGAGCAGAUAUGAGUCAGGUUACUCACCACAAAAUGAAAGACAAGUUCUCUCUCCCCUUGAGCACCAAGGAGAAAGAAUGGAAAACUUAUACAAAGACAACGAGCUAAUGGAAAAUGUCAAUGAAGCUUCAAAUCUUUAUAAUACGAGUGAAACAAGCCUUUAAGACUUUUCGAAAUCGAUUUUAUUCAUUGCAUUAAUAUCAUCAAGUUGCGCACCGACGCAAAAUCUUUUCCAAGAUAACUAAACACAAAAUUGAAGAAAAUUAACUUGUAAAACCUCUUUCAAUCUUUGCAAACAAAACCUGCAAUAUCAACAAAACAUUUCCCAAAUUACUGCUGCCUGGGAAUUGUAACAUAAAUAGAGGCUUUUUCUCUCUUUAUGGUUGAAAAUGAAGACGCCUGUAAGUUUAAUUUAUUUAAUUAUAUAAUAUCAAAUAAAAUUUUUCAAUAUUUCAGUAUCUUCAUAAAACUACAUCAAAUGCUAUAAUAUCGACAAAAAUCACAUUAGAAUUGUUUUAUCCGUUUUUUUCUUUA
This is a messenger RNA of Xenia sp. Carnegie-2017, 1845 nucleotides long. RefSeq names its product trace amine-associated receptor 13c-like. The transcript has 3 exons. Gene Ontology annotation, cellular component: dendrite; membrane. Gene Ontology annotation, molecular function: neurotransmitter receptor activity; G protein-coupled serotonin receptor activity. Bases 423 to 1475 code for a protein of 350 amino acids. Gene Ontology annotation, biological process: G protein-coupled receptor signaling pathway, coupled to cyclic nucleotide second messenger; chemical synaptic transmission. Lineage: Eukaryota; Metazoa; Cnidaria; Anthozoa; Malacalcyonacea; Xeniidae. The record is from RefSeq and is a predicted model, not a curated record.